Messenger RNA from Mytilus californianus (California mussel), 3390 nucleotides. RefSeq lists its product as uncharacterized. The record is from RefSeq and is a predicted model, not a curated record. Lineage: Eukaryota; Metazoa; Mollusca; Bivalvia; Mytilida; Mytilidae. The transcript has 13 exons. Bases 1 to 1950 code for a protein of 649 amino acids.
AUGGCGGAUUCAAGGGUAUCACACAUCUACAAAUCUCUAAUAACAGAGACUUUCAGUGAAUUCAGGAAUUUCUUCCAAAGAACUGAAUUUCCAGAGAACUUGGAUAACGGAACUGAAUGUCCAGCUUGUUUUACAACUCUGCCAAAAAUAUACAGUUUUGAUGCUGAUUUCCAGCUGGUUCGGAAAGCUUCAUCUGGAAAACAAUGGGAAGAGCCAAAACACUGUAAUAAAUUUUUCUUAGACCAGACUCUUGUAGAUGGGUUUAUUGACAACUAUUAUGAAGACAGAGGAAAGCCUGAUGUGGAGUGUAAUGACUUUCAGGCGGGAAAUAAAUUAAGAUCUAAGAAUAAGAAUAAGAAACUAUCUGAAACAGCUGUAUUUGGUUCCACAUGCAGACAUGAAUUUCCCAAGUAUUUCUUUAGUCUGAAACAUGGUGAAAGACUAGGAUAUUCAGUUUACUUGCUUCGAAAGCUACUAGAGGAAGAAAGAAGUGAUGACAAGGAUCAACUGUAUAUUAUGUAUGACAUUGCAUGCAGUCUUGAAAGUCAUCUCAAGAAACAGAAUGAUCAAUCCAUACUAGAUAAAACUCAGUUUUCAAUUCCGAUCUUUCAUUGUUAUGGCCAUAAAAUGGCAUGUCAGGUUUUGUAUAACCCUAGGAAAAAAAACGGAAUAGGAUUAACAGAUGGUGAAAGCCUUGAAAGACUUUGGUCGUAUUUGGGGAAAUUUUCUAAAAUUACUAAGGAGAUGACACCAGAAAACCGCAUAGAUCUUUUAACUGAUGGAUUAAUUCAUUAUGGACAGAAAAUCAGAGAGAAAUUAGGCCAUAGUCUGGUUGCUAAAAUAGAGAAAGCAAUUGCAUUAGAAAAGUCGAGCAAUGAGGAAUUAGAAGAACUUCUAAAGCCAUUUUUAGGUAUUUCAGAGGAGGUUGUCUUGAGUUGGAUUGAAGACGAAAAGGUCAUGGUUACCUCGUCUCAGAAUGAGUCAGCAUUUACCUUAACGCCGAAGGAACAGUACUCUUUGGAAUUGGAAAAAAUGGAUGAUUUGAGGAAAAGGGUUCCUCUUACAAAACUAGAAGAUGAUCCAACAUACACAAAGUUGAACUCAUCUGUCCAAAAGAUGGAGCGAAAAUUGAAAGAAAAAUGGGAUGUAACAGCUGAUGUGUAUGUAUCAAAUUUGGCUGCAGCCAAGGAGAAAAGUAGAAAUGUGGUAUUGCUGAGAUUGGGAGGAUAUGUUUCAGAAAGACAUUUUCUGCUGGAGUUAGUGAAGAAAUAUGCCAGGGGGCAAAGCAUUGCCAUCAGACUUUGCAGGCAAUUGAAAAAGACUGGCAUCAAAAUUCACAAGUCAAUUAAAGAAUACAAUGACAUCGGAGGUCCAACAACAACCCUUCCAUUGAAUAUUCUAUUCAAUGAGAUCAAAGAUCGCAAUGGGGAUAUUUGGAAGACAGUACAUCUUGAAGAUAGUGGUGAAGUUCCGCAUGAAAUAAAACAACAAGCAAUCAACGCAAGAUCACUGAUUGAGCGAUCUAUUGAGGAGCAAAGUCUGGUAAAACAAGAGAUGAAUUCCACUAUUAAUUGGUAUUUCUUGCAACAUUCAACGUUAUUAGAAGCAUUCCAUAAUACCUUGGGCGGUAAAAGAGCAUGCAUUGUCAAGGAAGGUCUUUACAUUGAAACAAAGUUAUCAUAUUUGGAAAGCUGUUUCAAAUUAUACAUCAACAAUGAAGUUAACAAUCCAAAUGAUUUCUUUGAAAUGAUAGAAAUGAGUGAACACAGCAGGGGUCAGGACUUUGGGAAUUUACAAAGAGAUGGAAAUCACAUUGAAACCAAUUGGAAUUAUAGUGAAGACGAGGAUGAAGAUGAUGAAAAUGAUGACGAUGACGAUGAUGAUGAAGAUGAUGAUGAUUAUGAGGAGGAGGAAUUAGAGGGAGUUAGCAAUGACACAUUAAUUGUUUAAUUUGACAUUUGUUCAUAAAUCUAUUAUUAAGCAAUAUUUGAUAAAAAGUAGAUAUUUUCAAAUGAAAUAUGUUUUAUAAUAGUACUAAAAUCAAUAUUAAGGCAAGUUUGAAAAAAAAUGGAUGUCUUUUUACUUUUUGAGAAAAAACAUCAUUUAGCAUAUGACACUUGAUUUGCAGAACAGGAUGCAACCCUCUGGCACACUGUGAAAAGUCGUAAGGUUGUAAGUCACUGGCGUAGAUGGAAUAAGCUCGUAAACUUGGCCUGCUGCAAAUCAAAUUUUGCUCACAGUUUUUUUAUUGUUAUGAAUUUAUGUCAUUUUAUAAGGUACAUUAUAGAUAUUCUAUGUUUAAAAACUACAUUUGAAUACAUCUAAGUCAAUUUUUUUACCAUAUAAAAGUCAAAAUCUCUUAUACGGUUAGUUUAAGGGGGGGGACCAAUAAUUUUCAAGAUAGCAGUGAAAUUCAUUGUGAAAUGAAACAACAAGUUAUCAUUUCAAAAUCACUGAUUGAAUAAUCUAAAGAGGAGAAAAGUCUUCAUCUAAGUCAGUUUGUGUUUACCUUAUAAAAGUUAAAAUCUCUGAAAGUUUUAAGGGGACCAAUUAUUUUCAAGAUAAUGGUGAAAUUCAUAAUGAAAAAAUAAAAAUAAAUUAUCAAUGCAAAACCACUGAUUGAGGAAAAAAGUCUGUUAAAACAAGAGAUGAAUUCCACUAUUAAUUGGUAUUUCUUGCAACAUUCAAUGUUAUUAGAUGCAUUCCAUAAUAUCUUGGGUGGUAAAAGAGCAUGUAUUGUCAAGGGAGGUUAGUUUUAGGGGGACCCAUAAUUUUCAAGAUAGUUGUGAAAUUCAUAAUGAAAUAAAAAUAAAUUAUCAAUGCAAACUACUGAGUGAGCGAUCUGUUGAGGAAAUUACAUUGAAACAAAGUUAUCAUAUUUGGAAAGCUGUUUCAAAAUAUACAUCAACAGUGAAGUUAACAAUCCAAAUGAUUUCUUUGAAAUGAUAGAAAUGAGUGAAAAUCUCUGAUAAGGUUAGUUUUAGGGGGACCCAUAAUUUUUAAGAUAGUGGUGAAAUUCAUUAUGAAAAAAUAAAAAAAAAUAUCACAUUUAGAAAGGUGUUUCAAAUUAUACAUUCAUCAUUGACAGUGAAAAUAACACUCCAAAUGUUUUCUUCGAAAUGAUAGAAAUGAGUUAAACAUUUAAAGUGUGUUUUUUGGGAUGUUUUUCAGACUUUACAUGUAGUAUUUUGGGUAAAUUCUACGAAAGAUUGACAAAUUUGAAAAUAUGUAAAAAAAAUUGCUAGCAUAUUGAGAUCUAUUCGCUAAUAUAAGAAAUUUUGUGUAGUCUGCAGAAAUGAGUUUUUAUGUUUUCUUUGAAUGUAAAUGAUGUUAUUUAUUGUAAUACUAUAAUACUGAUUGGACUGUUAUAUUUAUGAAGCUGUAAUUAAU